Nematolebias whitei (Rio pearlfish) is the source of this 1969-nucleotide messenger RNA. Its product is annotated as TNF receptor-associated factor 2. Gene Ontology annotation, cellular component: cytosol; cytoplasmic side of plasma membrane; plasma membrane signaling receptor complex. Bases 72 to 1874 code for a protein of 600 amino acids. NCBI's taxonomy places the organism in Eukaryota, Metazoa, Chordata, Actinopteri, Cyprinodontiformes, Rivulidae. The record is from RefSeq and is a predicted model, not a curated record. The transcript is spliced from 11 exons. Gene Ontology annotation, molecular function: ubiquitin-protein transferase activity; zinc ion binding; ubiquitin protein ligase binding. Gene Ontology annotation, biological process: tumor necrosis factor-mediated signaling pathway; protein K63-linked ubiquitination; positive regulation of canonical NF-kappaB signal transduction.
GGGGGUUUCACGGCUUCUGCACGCGAUGACAUCUUAGAAUAAAAGGCUGGAGUGACGUGUAAUCAGACACCAUGGCUGCACAGGAGCCCUCCCCUCCUUCAUCCAUAGAGAGCAAUAAACCCGGCUUUCCCAAGAAGAUCCUGGGCAACAAGCUGGAGGACAAACACCUGUGCAACAGCUGCCACAACAUCCUCCGACGGCCUUUCCAAGCCCAGUGUGGACAUCGCUUUUGUUCUUACUGCCUCAACAGGACUGUGAGCAAUGGACCCCAGAAAUGCAACACUUGCAUCAAAGAAGAUAUUUUUGAGGAGUCUACAUCUAUUUUGAAACAAGGAUGUGCAUUCCCGGAUAAUGCUGUUCGAAGGGAAGUUGAAAGUCUGUCUGCUGUUUGUAUUAACGAAAGUUGUACUUGGAAAGGCACCGUCAAAGAGUAUGAGCUGAAUCAUGAGGGGAAGUGCGAAUUCAUGAUCAUCCCCUGCCCUUCCUGCAAAGAACGAAUCCGCUUCAGUGAACAGGAGCGCCAUAAUGAGCGGGAGUGCCCAGAGAGGACGCUCAACUGCAAGUACUGCAAGGAGCCAUUUCACUUCAAAAAUAUAAAGGCACAUGAUGAAAUCUGCCCUAAGUAUCCAAUGAUCUGUGAAGGCUGUGCCAAAAAGAAAAUACCCAGAGAGAAGUAUGUGGACCAUAUUAAAUUCUGCAGCAAAUUCAGAACUCCAUGUCGAUUUCAUGUUGUUGGAUGUGACAUGUCCGUAGAGAAGGAGAAGAUUCAUGAUCAUGAACGUGCCUUCGCCUACGAGCACCUUAACCUACUCCUGCACUAUAUUAUGGGCAUGAAAGUAAGCAUGGAGGGUCUGCAGCCCCAAGGACUGGAAGUAGCCGGACACAAACUGAUAGAACUCCAACAAUCCCUCAGGGAACUCGAGGCUAGAGUCUCCCAGCUCAGCAUCACCUCAUCUGGGCCUCCCGUGCAGGGAGCUGCCGCCACUUCCUCCUCCUUGUCGUCGUCCUCCAGCUCUGGUCCACCUGUUCCAUCCGCUUCAGCUCCUCUCCCUCCACCUCCCACUCUUCCUCCCACUCUAUCUGUGUCUACGUCUUUCACACCCCUGCCUAGCUCUGUGGGCGCAGCGCUGGAGCUCCAGCUCCACAGUGAAAAAACUAAGGUGGCUGAAUUGGGCCGAAGGUGCACAGAACUUGAGGUCAAAUCUGGGACGUUUGAAAACGUGGUUUGUGUUCUUAACAGAGAGGUAGAGAGGUUUGCCACAACUAUGGAGGCCAGCAACCGGCAGCAUAAACUGGACCAAGAUAAGAUCGAGGCUCUGAGCAAUAAGGUGCGACAGUUGGAGAGAACAGUGGGGCUGAAGGACCUGACAGUGGUUGAGAUGGAGGGCCGACUGAGAGAAAUGUCUGCCACCACCUUUGACGGUGUCUUUGUCUGGAGGAUCUCAGAUUUUGCUAAAAAGCGACAGGAUGCUAUUGCAGGUCGAGCCCCUGCCAUGUUCUCACCAGCCUUUUACACCAGUAAGUAUGGCUAUAAGAUGUGCCUGCGGAUCUAUCUGAAUGGAGAUGGGACGGGGCGUGGCAGCCACCUGUCCCUGUUCUUUGUAGUGAUGAGAGGACUGAGUGAUGCUCUACUCAAAUGGCCUUUUAACCAGAAGGUGACUCUGAUGCUGCUGGAUCAGAGCAACAGGGAACACAUCAUUGAUGCCUUUCGACCUGAUGUCACUUCCUCCUCCUUCCAGAGACCUGUAAGUGAGAUGAACAUCGCCAGCGGCUGUCCACUCUUCUGCCCACUCUCCAAACUUGAUGGCAAGAACUCUUACAUUCGAGAUGACACCAUCUUCAUCAAAGCUAUUGUGGACCUCACUGGCCUCUAGAAGUCUUCACCGGGUGUUCAGUUUGGCAACCUGGUAGCUCUCUGACCAUUAAAGCUUUGUAUUUAGCUCAACCAUGGUCUCAUUAGGGCUCGGUU